UUAAUGUCUGGUCUUCUACCAAAUUCAAAACUCGAAACCUCUGUUCUUUCCAUAUGCCUUUCAAGCACAUCAUUGCAUUACAACAUACCAUUUGGGAUCAGCGUAGCUGCAAGUACACGAAUUUCAAAUGAAUUAGGAGCUGGAAAUCCACGGACAGCUCAAAUAAAUUCAUUCAUUGUAGUGGCUUUAACGGUGGUGGAAACAGUCAUAGCCAGCACAAUACUUUUCUGUUGCCGCCAUGUUUUCGGAUAUGCUUACAGCAAUGAAAAGGAUGUUGUAAAUAAAGUCACAGAAGUAGUUCCCCUGAUGUGCCUUUCAAUUAUUACGGAUGGUUUACAUGCAAUAGCUUGCGGGAUCGUCAGAGGAAUUGGCUGGCAACAUAUUGGAGCCUAUGCUAAUCUUGCGGCAUAUUAUCUCAUUGGAAUUCCUGCAGGGGUUUUAUGUGGUUUUGUUUUGCACUUAAGGGGACAAGGACUCUGGGUUGGAAUGUUGACAGGGUCUAGCGUACAAGGGAUUCUUCUCGCUUUUGUGAUCGCUUUUACAAAUUGGAAGAAACAGGCAAUCGGGGCAAGGGAGAGAAUAUUCCAGGGAACAUAUGCUGAGAGUGGAUUGUACUGAAGAAGCUAUAAAGUAGGCUUGGGCUGAGAGAGGUGAGCGCUGAGGGAUACUUGCACCAUUCCAGUCCAAACAAUUCAUGUCAUUUUACCUAAGGCAACCAUUUGUGCCAUUUUUCUGAUAUAUUAAAAAAGCAAUCUAUCCUGGUCCCGGAAUGCAGAGAAUCUGCUUCAAUUGCAAGCAGACUUUUUGGCUACUCCCCUGCUUGUUGAUUUCUCGAAAUGAUUACGCUAUCCCUUAAAAUCAUUGUAGUGGCAAUUGGCAUUUGCAAAUCAUGUCUGUCUACAUUUUUCACAUGAUGACGCCAUGCAACUAAAUAAGGAUCAAAGAAAAAUAGUUGCAAAUCAUGUCUGUCUACCAAAAAAAAAAAUUUCUAAGUUCUACCAGCAGACUACCCCAGCCACA
This is a messenger RNA of Theobroma umbraticum, 1020 nucleotides long. Its product is annotated as protein DETOXIFICATION 6-like. Lineage: Eukaryota; Viridiplantae; Streptophyta; Magnoliopsida; Malvales; Malvaceae. Gene Ontology annotation, molecular function: antiporter activity; xenobiotic transmembrane transporter activity. Gene Ontology annotation, cellular component: membrane. Gene Ontology annotation, biological process: transmembrane transport. The record is from RefSeq and is a predicted model, not a curated record.